This is a messenger RNA of Colossoma macropomum (tambaqui), 3536 nucleotides long. Its product is annotated as zinc fingers and homeoboxes protein 1. NCBI's taxonomy places the organism in Eukaryota, Metazoa, Chordata, Actinopteri, Characiformes, Serrasalmidae. Gene Ontology annotation, biological process: regulation of transcription by RNA polymerase II. Gene Ontology annotation, cellular component: nucleus. The coding region runs from base 300 to 3197 and encodes 965 amino acids. The transcript is spliced from 3 exons. The record is from RefSeq and is a predicted model, not a curated record. Gene Ontology annotation, molecular function: DNA-binding transcription factor activity, RNA polymerase II-specific; DNA binding.
UCCUCCCAGCGCGCUCCCGGUAGUGAGAGUUCGCGCUGCGCUGCGGGUUCGCGCCAGUUCACGGGUUCAAGCGGGGAGAGCUCCACGCGAGGAGCUUCAACAACAAAAAAAAAAGCCCGCGCGCUUUAGGACGGAAACCCUGAGAGCAGAUUCCCAGAGGGUUGCUGGAGCUCUGCUUUACAAUGGGGAAAAAUCACAAUACCUAAAGACAGCCUCCACUGUCAUCAUGGCUGGCCAACGACACUGAAUUUCCAUCGAUUCCGAGCACGCAGUCCUAACUGUUCACUCAUCCCUGCACUAUGGCCAGCAAAAGAAAGUCCACCGUUCCCUGCAUGAUCCCGGCGAAGAGCAAACACCUGCGAGAUGAGAUUGUGCUGGGUUGUUUACCGGAGCUACUGCCCACAAUUCCUGAAGACAGCAUCCUGAGCAUCUCUGGUCAGGAAGAGGAGGAAGAGGCACAGAGGACCUCCAGCCUGUCUGAAAGGGGAACACACAGAUGCCCACCAUGCAGCUUUCAAACAACAGAUCUGAGCCUUUUUCUCAACCAUAUGGACAGCUGCCAUGUGGACUUUCGCACGCAAACAAUAUUUUACUGCCUGAGUUGCAAGGUUUCACUGGCAAAAUUUGAGGGUCUGGCAUCGCAUAAUGCAAAAACACAUCCUGAACUGCAAGCAGAGGGAAGCCCUGGUAGAGCAGCUUUGCAGGUUACUAUGCGAGAUGGAGUUCUGACAGUAGAACAGAUGCUGUUUACAGAAAAGGAGAAUUUCAGCGAUGCUGGAAUAUCCAUCACCAAAACACCCAUAAUGAAGAUGAUGGUCAAAGGAGAUCACAAGAAAAUUGUUGUCUCCCACACAGUUGAGGUACAGAAAGCAGAUAUUAUUCAUGAAAAGUCCAUGACAGUGACCAAUGGCUCUUCAGGGAGGAACGUACCCACAUCACAAAUUCUCACUGGUACCUCUUCCAUCCCUGUGCCGAAAAUGACAAAUACGGGAAUACAAGUAACACAGAAUGUGAAGCCUCUCUGGAAUUUUGCUUCUUCUCCUGAUUUAAACAGCAGUCUCCCAAAAGUAAUGAUUCCUCUAAGUAGCAUUCCCACCUACGACCCAGCCAUGGAUCUAAGCAGUUUCCUUAAGGCUUCUUUUGGAAAGUUCCCAUACCCCACCAAAGCAGAGCUGUGUUACCUGACUGUGGUAUCAGGUUUUCCAGAGGAGCAGAUUAAGCUGUGGUUCACGGCUCAGAGGCUAAAGCAGGGCAUCAGCUGGUCUCCUGAGGAAAUCGAGGACACGAGGAGGAGGAUGUUCAACACUGUGUUCCAAGCUGCACCUAAAGCAUUACAAAGUCAAUCUCAUCCACAGGUUCCCCACCAUUAUGUCUCUGGCCAGCCCACCUCGGCAGGUGCUGGCAUCAUACCACAUGCAUCAAAGGGCAGUGUGAUAGGGAGGAAAGGAGGAGUCAUAGUGACACAGCCUGGCACAGCCCAGGGGUCCUCCCUGAAGCACCAGUCAGUGGUCCAAACGUCACUGGUCACUGUCCGACAUGGCAUCGCCACCAAGGAAGCUGGAAAUGGAUUAUCUUCGCAGAAAGCUGAAAGCAGCUCAGCGAGCCAAACCAAUAUCGCUAGCAAUCAUAUACAUGGUGAAAAAAAUGAAACUGGAUCAAGUAGUUCUGGCAUAUCUAGUGCUAUUUGGUUAACCAGCACUACUCAGAAAAAAAACAGUAGUUGCAGUGAAGGUAGCAUCAUAAACUUGACUAAUAUUGUUAGGAAGAUUGAUUGUAAUGUAAAUAACACAAAUGGCACCAGCAAACUUAACACAAGCUCAGCUUUCAUAUACAGGCAUGACAAAGCAACUGUCGACACAAAAGAAAGCAGCAACAGCAACUUUGCCACCAGCAGCAAAUCUAAUAAUGGAAAUAUUGAUGAAAGCACCAGCCACAGUACUAUUUGCACUAAAAAGGAGGGCAACACAUCUGACAACACCAGCAAAACAAAGACACCUGACUCUAUCGUAAUUUGUAGCAGCACUGGAUCAGGUGAGUUUUUGCUGGUCCAGACUGGCAGUCUGGUGGAUGCAGUCCUUAGUAAGAACAAGAGCAAAUUGCCUGAGCAGCUAGAGGCUUUGAAGCAAAGUAUCAACCACAGCUUAUUUCCAGAACGGAAGCUUAUAGCAACCAGGGACGAGUCUGUAUGGGAGGUUGAUAAACCAUUUCACAGCCAUAGCUUAGUAGACUCAAAGUUGGCUUUGGGGCAUUUUGUAGGAAAUGUGCCCCAAACCUCUCUCUGCUCAAAUUAUGCAUGCAUUCAGGAAGAUAAUCAGUUCUCCUCGCAGUCUCUUCCUGCUCAACCAGAGAAACUUUCCCCAAAGUCAUCGCUGGGAGCCCCUCAGGUUCCCUCAGCAGACUUCACUGCCGUCCUCUACAGCGACCAAGACCUCUCUGCCUUGGAGGACCACCCUCAGCCAUCUAAGGCUAUCUUAGACAGGUCACACUUCAACAGUAAAAUUAAACAAGGAGAAACUGACGCUAUGUUUUUGGAGCAUCAGAAGAGCCAAGCAAACAACACUUUGUACAACACUGACAAAGAUGAGCAGUGCAGGAUAGUUCACCUACAAUACACUUUGAAAAAGGAUGAGGUUAAGAAGAUAGCUGCUAUAGAAGAGAAGCCCUCACUUCAGCAGUACACAGAGGUGGUGGAGGACCAAUGGGAGGGUAACAGCUCCUACCAUGAGCCAAAGACAGAGUCCAUCACGAUCAACUCAAAGAAACUAAAUGAAGCAGAGCACAUGGCUAAAGCCAGCAGAAAGCAUAUGAAUAACCAGCACUUGGAUAAAGAUGGCGGUUCCUGUUAUGACAACGGGCCUUCAAAGAAGCAAGAAAGCCACCAGCACACACCAGCUAAUGAGCACUUUGUGGAAGGUAAUAAAUACAUCAAGAAAAAGUCACAGAGGCAGAAUGACCAAGCUAAUUGUAAGGAGCUCAACAUCGAACAAGUAAAAUCAGAAUAUCUUAGACCAGAACAACAAAGAAUUCUACACAGUCUAGAUACUCAAGCUCCUGUGCUAGCAGAGGAAAAUCCAGAAGGGAUCAAGCAGCCUUCAGAAAAAGCACCAGCAAAAGAUCAUUGGCUGAUGAAAGAUGAGGAAUGCCAGCAAGAUAAUCAAUCAAGAGACUGUGUAAGAGGGGAGCUGCUGAAAGUGUGAAAAACUUCACAUGAAGGAUGCGAUCCCUGAUGAAUGUUGGCGUGUUGAUAACAGACAGCGGAUCAGAUUGUAGUCUAUGAAGGAGCAGCUCCAACGUAGGCCAGAUGUCAUUCCGUAAUGGUCAAAAACGAUGUAGGAAUCUAUAAUGUAAAUGGUUGUCGCUGCACUACUGAGGGUGUUCAAGACUGGACAAAUGUGUGUGUCAGUGGGACGUUGUGAUGUUUUGUACUAUGUCAAAUAAUCAGCACUUCUGCAUUGCCUUGAGUUUUACAUUAUCUGCUUUAUUGUUCCUUCUGUAUGUCCAGAUUAAAUAAGAAUUUAAGAGCGGCUCAAUUUUCA